This is a messenger RNA of Saccharomyces cerevisiae S288C, 3717 nucleotides long. It is a transcript of the gene TOF1, whose product is annotated as Tof1p. Bases 1 to 3717 code for a protein of 1238 amino acids. Gene Ontology annotation, cellular component: nucleus. The record is from RefSeq and is marked reviewed. Lineage: Eukaryota; Fungi; Ascomycota; Saccharomycetes; Saccharomycetales; Saccharomycetaceae. The transcript has a single exon.
AUGUCUGCUGAUUUGCAACAAGGCACUACAAAUGCGGCUGAUUUCUCUCUGACGGUACUUAGAGCAAGAAUUGCUUUAUUGGCAACUGCCAUCGGUGGGCCGGAUUAUACUUCCCAGAUAGACCCACCCCCUUAUAAGCUUGGCGAUGACUGUUUGGCGUGCUUAAAAGAUCUGAAAAGAUGGUUUAAACUAGUGGAUGACCAGCAGAAAAGAUGGGAUGUGGCAAUGGCAGUAGCUGAAUAUCGCAUCUUGACGGAUGAUCUGUUACCUAUUCUGAUAGAUUGGGAAAACAAAUGUUCUCUUGCAGCAAAGCUUGCAAAGAACAACCCAGACCAUGAAGAGUUUAGAAACAAAGCUUAUUACGAUAAAAUUGCGCUAAAUUGUCUACAACUAUUGGUCCUUAUGACUUGGCCUUUAAUUGUAACUGAACAGUCUUCAUCAAAUCAAAUUACUCUCUAUGGUGAGCUAAAGAAGCAUCAAUUGGUAUACAAGAAAACGAUUCUGUCUAUGGAAAGUGGUAAAGUGUUAAGAGCUGCCAUUAGAUUGGCUCUGGAUGUUAUCAAAAUCGACCGAUUAUCAAGAACUCCUAGGGACAAUAUGGUUCUCAAAUUGGUUUUGAAUUUUUUCAGAAAUGUCAUUGCUAUAGAACCCGGUGAAUUUACUAUCAAUACUAAGAAAAGCAUGCCUAAGAAAGGUAUCACAUCUAUCGAUACUUUGCCACCAAACGUCUCUAUGGAUGACAUCUCUUUAAAUACGGUUAUUUCCUCAUUCCAUAAAAACAAGGUAUUCGGUUUCCUCUUAACGCUGACCAGCUCCUUAUCAAAAGAGUUUGACCAGGACUUUAUCAAUAUCCCACUGUUGGAGAUUAUGUUCUACUUCACUAAAGAUGUUAACCAAGAACUGCUAUUCCCUCGACAGUUCGAAACCGGGACACAUUCAAAGGUGGUAAAUAAAAAUGAGAGCUCCUCUGCUAAUAACAUUGUUACAAGUGCAGGUUUUGAACUAUCGAAGUUAUUACAAAAGGAACACCAAAUGAGAAAAAACGUUAUCAAGCAUACAUCUGCAAGACACUCCAGAUUUGGUGGUCUUUUAUCUAUACAAACACCAGAUAAAACUAGGUUAACUGUUUCUGGUAGCCAAGCUCUCGUAGAUGAAAAAAUAGCGCUCCAAAAACUAGAUGACAGCAAAAAAUGGAAUAAAAGAAUAAUUAAAAAGCAUCAAUCUGUCGCAGCUGAGGGCUUACCGAAUAGUCUCUUGAAUUCACAAACCGGUAAAGCUAUUUUUUUCACCGAAUCAAAUGGUAAACAUUUCAAAGAAUUCAUCAACAACUUUAUAGAUUCCGGCUUUAACAUCUUGUUGCAUAGUGUGACGAACUACUUCACAACUGAGCAGGAUAGGAUGGUAACUUUGGAGCAAGUCGAAUAUUUACUUUUCUUUGCAUGGUUUGUUAAAUACCAGUUGUUGAGGUCCAAAAUCGACAAUUCCGCAGAUAUAAAGCAAGUUUCAGAAGCCUUGAAAGAGGUGACUUUCAUUCUAGUGUCUUCUCUUUUAAGAAGCGCAUAUGACCUGAAAAAUUGGACAGUGACACAUGCUGGUAUGAUUGCAUUUAAUGAACUGUUGAACCUCGUUUCCCGUACAAAGGCCGCUCAAGAAGAGGAUUCGACCGAUAUAGAAUUCAUUGUAAGUAGGCUUUUCAGUGACGAGAGAAUACAAUUACUGUCAAAUCUGCCGAAGAUUGGUUCCAAAUACUCCCUCCAAUUCAUGAAAAGUUGCAUUGAACUAACACACUCGGUAUUGAAAGUAUUAGAGCAAUACUCUGACGAUAAAACAUUAGUUAUUGAAGGCAAAUCAAGACGGCAAAAAAAGUUUAAUAUUUCAGAAGGUGAUAUUACUAAAUUGAUAGAAGAAGAAAAUGUAGAUAGAGAUGAAGCGCUUGAUAUUCUAACCUCUUCUUUAAGAAGUAUAGAAGUCAAUUUUCAAAAGGUGCAAGCCAACUAUAUGACAGAACCGGUAAUAGAAACGUACAUUAAUUUCCUUGAAAGAUUUCGUGAGCUUGAGGACGAUUCCAUUAAAAAAGUAUUUUCCUUUUUCCAUAGAGUAUUUGUUCAGGCAAAAGAACAGGCAUUGUUAUUUAGAUUUGAUUUGAUAAUAUUAUUAAGAGAAAUGCUUUCACCUGACGGAUUAGAUAGAAUGUCUCGUUCAAGGAAAUAUGUGAGUCAAUUUUCAGACUACUUCCUCGCCAGGUUGAAGAAAAGGUUAAAGAAAUCACCUGCUUGGUUUGUUGGAUUACUUUUCCCGCCAUUACACAAUAGUGAAGUAGGAUUUUACCAAAGAUAUGGUGAAUAUAAUGUACUUAAUAAUGAAUCAAUGUAUGCCGCUCCUGCAUCACAGUUCAAACCAAUUCCCGAUGAAGAAGCCUUACCACCUUCGAUUUUGUUGGAUAUGAAAUAUGGUGUUUUAGUUUCCACAUUACUUGAUGAUGGAAAAACUGAACUAUUGGACCAACUGCUCAAGCAUAUAACCCACACACUAGAUAUUUUUAAGUCGUGGCUAACCGUAAAUGUUAAUGCUGGGAAAGAAACAGUUAAUCCACCCAAUGAAUAUUUCACAUUGACAGGUGUACUCAACAACGACCCUAUUUUUAAAGAUAAGGACUACAGGGCUUUAUUGUUGCUGAUAGGAUACUCCAUUCCACGUAAAAUCAAUGAACCUUGUUUUUUACCGGGGACUGUUGAAGUUUCUGACCUGACUGUUUCUUGUGAACUAGUGAAAAAAUACUUAUCAACACCAUUUGAAACUCCAAACGGACUGCCUUCUUCUUCCUAUCUUCUACGAGUUCGUUCAGAAAAGGAUAGUUUUUCUCACAAUGAACAAGAUGGAUGGGAAGGAGACGAUGAUUAUGAUUACAACGAUCCCUACAUUGUUCCAGAUGAUCAAAUUUUAUCGAAAAGCGACGCAGCAUACUUCAAGGAUUUAGAUAACAAUGCAUCAGAUAAACUUAAAGGUACCAAAUUCAGUAAAGGGAUUGCGAGAUCCAAAAAAAAAGAUAAGAGGAAGCGUAGGAAAGGAGAAGCCAAGACUAAUUUGCCAAUGUUUGGCGACCAGGAUGAUGAACGACCUCAGACCGUUAGAGAACGCCAUGGCGUAUUCAGUAAAGAGUUUAUUAGUGAUUCAGAAGAUGACGAGGAUUUGAUGAACCCUAUAUUUUUUGAAAACGAAACAUAUAUGAGAUGGUUACUAGAUAAAAACAAUGGUCAGUUGACCGAGGAUAGAUAUAUCCAGUUUGCCAAAUUUGCCGCGGAAAGGAUGAAUAAUGGGGGUGUUGUGACAGGAGAUUAUACGAGCUUGUUUGGUGGAUCCAUACCAAGUAUUGAAAGCAUAAGAGCUACAGAAAGUAGUUCCUUUGCGCCAGAUAAAAGCCUCAUUUCUUUAGCAAGCCACGUGGCAUCUGAAAUGUCUAUUUUCGAUGUAAAUAAUAACAAUAAUAAUCAACUCUCUGAUGACGAUGUCAACUCGGAAUCAAGAAAUAGUUUGGGCUCAUCACAGCCAUCAAAUUCGCAAAAUAUGUUCCAAUCUGAGGUGUAUAGCAGAAAAGAAUCUACAAAGCGUUCUUUGGAAGCGAGUGCAGCCGAUGAAAGCGAUGAAGAUGAAGAGGCCAUCCGCCUUUUUGGCAAAAAGUCUAGAGUUGUUUUGAGCCAAGGUGAUAGUGAUGAUUGA